Xenopus tropicalis (tropical clawed frog) is the source of this 2714-nucleotide messenger RNA. It is a transcript of the gene tubgcp4, whose product is annotated as tubulin gamma complex component 4. Gene Ontology annotation, biological process: microtubule cytoskeleton organization; microtubule nucleation. The record is from RefSeq and is a predicted model, not a curated record. Bases 140 to 2080 code for a protein of 646 amino acids. Gene Ontology annotation, molecular function: gamma-tubulin binding. Lineage: Eukaryota; Metazoa; Chordata; Amphibia; Anura; Pipidae. The transcript has 18 exons. Gene Ontology annotation, cellular component: centrosome; spindle pole; microtubule organizing center.
UUUCUCUUCCUGCAGUGCCUCUGGGUUUUGGGCUGGGUAGUUACAGACUAGUAAUACAUGGGCUGAGGUACAGUUGGACAUCUGAUAAAGAACUGGGGCACUUCCAUGGACACUAUGCCCGGGGAUAUCAAUCUUUAUAAUGGAGUGGGCCCCUCAUGCGGUGGUGCAGGAUGUACCAUUUCUCCAUCCCGGUGAAACCAACGUGCUGAACCGGCUGUGCAAGCUGGGGACAGAUUAUAUUCGCUUCACAGAAUUUAUUGAACAGUACACAGGGCAUGUGCAGCAACAGGAUCACCAUCCCUCACAACAAGGACAGGUCGGCCUGCAUGGCAUUUACCUGCGAGCGUUUUGCAGAGGCCUUGAUUCAAUACUUCAACCUUACAGACAGGCCUUAUUAGAUCUGGAGCAGGAGUUUCUGGCGGAUCCACAUCUUUCCAUAUCUCACAUUAAUUAUUCCCUGGACCAGUUUCACCUUCUGUUUCCAUCAGUCAUGGUAGUGGUGGAACAGAUCAAGAGCCAAAAGAUUCAUGGCUGCCAGAUACUGGAGACUGUGUACAAGCACAGCUGUGGAGGACUGCCCCCUGUACGCAGCGCAUUAGAAAAGAUUCUUGCUGUGUGUCAUGGAGUGAUGUACAAGCAGCUUUCAGCUUGGAUGCUUCAUGGGCUUCUGCUGGACCAGUAUGAAGAGUUCUUUGUUAGGCAAGGACCAUCAUCUAAUUUAGCUGCAUCAUCUGAAGAAGAUGAUGAUGAUCUGGGCAUUGGUGGUCUGACUGGAAAACAGCUGCGAGAACUGCAAGACUUGCGUCUCAUAGAGGAAGAGAACAUGUUGGCCCCAUCCCUCAAACAGUUUUCACUGAGGGCGGAAAUGCUGCCAUCCUAUAUUCCAGUGAGGGUUGCAGAGAAGAUACUGUUUGUGGGUGAAUCUGUUCAGAUGUUUGAGAAUCAAAAUGCAAAUAUGUCUAGGACAGGUUCCAUCUUAAAAAACCAGGAAGACACAUUUGCAGCAGAGCUCCAUCGGCUGAAGCAGCAGCCUCUCUUCAGUUUGGUGGAUUUUGAAUCUGUUCUUGACCGAAUCAGAAGCACGGUAGCCGAGCACUUGUGGAAGCUUAUGGUGGAGGAAUCGGACCUACUGGGUCAGCUCAAGAUUAUUAAAGAUUUCUAUUUACUGGGGAGAGGAGAAUUGUUUCAGGCCUUCAUAGAUAUUGCCCAAAAUAUGCUGAAAACUCCACCUACUGCAGUAACUGAACAUGAUAUAAAUGUAGCCUUCCAGUUAUCUGCACAUAAAGUUUUACUUGAUGAUGACAAUCUCCUGCCGCUGCUAAAUCUGACAAUCGAUUACCAUGGAAAAGAACAUAAAGAUAUGUCCCAGCCCCGGGAAGGUCCAUCUCGUGACACAUCUCCCAGAGAACCUCCAAUAUCUGGAUGGGCUGCACUUGGACUCUCCUAUAAAGUGCAAUGGCCCUUGCAUAUUCUCUUUACACCGGCAGUGCUGGAGAAGUACAAUGUGGUCUUCAAGUAUUUGCUGAGUGUGCGCCGUGUGCAGUCAGAACUUCAGCACUGCUGGGCUCUUCAGAUGCAGAGAAAACAUUUGGAGUCUAAUAAAACCGAUGCUAUCAAGUGGCGGUUACGUAACCACAUGGCGUUUCUGGUUGAUAAUCUCCAGUAUUACCUGCAGGUGGAUGUUUUGGAGUCUCAGUUCUCUCAACUCUUGCAACAAAUUAACUCAACGCGGGAUUUUGAGAGCAUUCGCCUGGCGCAUGACCACUUCCUAAGUAAUCUGUUGGCACAGUCUUUCAUUUUGCUCAAACCAGUUUUCCACUGUUUAAAUGAAAUCUUAGAUUUGUGUCACAGUUUUUGUUCAUUAGUCAGCCAAAACCUGGGCCCCCUGGAUGAACGCGGAGCUGGGCAGCUAGAUAUUCUUGUGAAGGGAUUUAGUUGUCAGUCAUCACUUCUAUUCAGAAUUCUCUCCAGUGUGAGGAAUCAUCAGAUCAACCCAGACCUGGCCCAGCUCCUGCUCAGAUUAGACUACAAUAAAUAUUAUACCCAAGCAGGAGGCACACUUGGAAGUUUUGGCUUAUGAAGAUAACAUUACAAGGCCAGCAACAGUGAUCUUUAAUCCCAGCACUCUGAUCCAGUGAAGACAGACACCAAGAUUUCGCAGUAUUUGCUUUAUUUCAGUACAACACAGGUGGAGCAAAUUCUCUCAUAUUUACAGUGGUGAGGGAUGAUAUAAACAUGCACAACACAAGUGGGUGGAAAUGGCCUGAAAAGAACAUUCACAGCUUAUUCAUUGGCCCUUCCCCAUUAUAUUGCACUUAAUGUUUUGGGAGUUUUUUUCCUUCUUUAAACUAGAAUGUGUGUCAGUGGAUGUCCAACCUGCAGACCUUGUAACCACAGGAAUUGCAAAUAUUCUGUAUCACCAUUCCAAGAGUAUAUGAGUUGAACCCAUGUAUAGAUACAUUGACGUGUUUUAAUAGUAUAAAAAUAAGUGAACAUUUUUUUACUCAAAAAUGGGAAUUUGGAGUUCAAGAUCACAAACCAAAUCUGGGAUUUUGUUCACCCCUUAUAGUUUAACUUCUCCUUUAAUGCCCAUGAAAGGGGCAGUAUUUUUUUUUUUUUUUUUUUUUUAAACAAAUGAAAAAACUGUAAAAAAAAUAAUUGGGAAUAAAUUCUUAUCAUUUCCUUGUAUGCAAUAAAAGCCUCUUCUUCCCUAA